Messenger RNA from Helobdella robusta, 465 nucleotides. RefSeq lists its product as hypothetical. The coding region runs from base 1 to 465 and encodes 154 amino acids. The transcript is spliced from 5 exons. The record is from RefSeq and is a predicted model, not a curated record. Lineage: Eukaryota; Metazoa; Annelida; Clitellata; Rhynchobdellida; Glossiphoniidae.
AUGGUCGGAGCCGAAUUCAGGUAUGUACUUUUAAUUUAUUACGAGCUUGUAUACUCAAACAAGAGAUCCCAGAUCUUAAACAUAAACAUGGCACACAGACAUUUAGAUGGCUAUAAAGCUCUGGACUCAAAGGAGCAUGUCAACCACAUUGUGGCCUCAUGCCCAAUACUAGCGCCAAAAGAAUAUACGCAUCGACACAAUAGGAUCGCUAAUUGUCUACAUUGGUCAACCCUGAAAGAACCUGGUCAAAAUGUACCUGACCGCUGGUACGAUCACCAGCCUGAAAAGGUUGUCGAGUUUGACAAUACAGCACUCAUGUACGACAUGGCUAUAAACGCCGACCGUAGUGGGCUGCAGAAAUAUCUCGAUGAACUACCUGGAAAGGAAAGUGUUGCACAAGAGCAGAAGAUGGCCCUACUCUGUACUGCCCACAUACUUCACAAGUUUCUAACAGCAGGGAACUAA